Nicotiana tabacum (common tobacco) is the source of this 1393-nucleotide messenger RNA. RefSeq lists its product as uncharacterized. Lineage: Eukaryota; Viridiplantae; Streptophyta; Magnoliopsida; Solanales; Solanaceae. The record is from RefSeq and is a predicted model, not a curated record.
GCACUAUAAUAGAACCUUUGUCUCCCUUUAAUAAUGAGUGUUUCUACUUUCUCCUUCACGACAACUUCCUCCACUAAUCUAAAACUUAAGCAUACGGUUUUGAAACACAAUUCUUUUGAUUUAUUUAAAUCAUCCUCUCCUUCUCUGCUACUUCCCAAGCUCUAUUCUUUAUUUUCAAAUAAAUACCCGUGACCAGACAUAAGUUCUCUCCAUCUAUAUUAUUGUCCAAGAUCAUGACAUGUCCCAACAGUCCAAAACUAUAAAGUCUCGUCCUUUGUAUUGGAUUUUUGCUCUGGAUUUCCUCCAUUAAAAUUCCUCAGAUACUAAAACUUUAGAAAACAAAUUAGAUCUUUUUUGUUGAAUUGGAGUUUGCAAGCAUGUCUUUUCCAUGGAAGAAAUUGAAGAAGACAAGUAUAUGUCGAUUGGUGAAGGAACAUAUUCGUUCUCACAGGAAUGGUGGAUCUCCUCUUAUAGUAGAAACUGGUUUCCCUACUUCCCUUAUAGAUCUUUUUGUCAAGAAUCGCCAAAGGUUCAUUAAACCUUCCAAGAAAAAGGUAGCUAAGUCCACUUUCAGCUCUCCUUCUUCUCUGAGUUUGCAUUUGGCUUCUCCUAUGGCACCAGCCACUUACACAAUCAAUAAGGGGUCUCAGUUAAAGGGUUGCCAGGAAAAAGGUGAAAGAUUUGAUGUUGAUACAAAUCAGGUGUUAAUAGCACUUGUGAAGAUCUUUCUGGUGGUGGUUUUAGUUUUAGGAGCAAAGAACUUUGUUAUGGGGAUAACCAUGUCAGCUAUAUUGUUGUGUUUCUUGGAAUAUUCGUAUAGAUGGCUCAUUCCUUGUUCAGGAGCAAAAAGGAGGAUUCUUUUUAUGGUACAGUGGGUUUGGACAUUCAUUGGAGGCAAAAUGAUUGAGUUAGAAAAAGAUGACUGUGUUUUUAAAGCACCAUCAGAGUUGGCUAAUCAAGGUGUCAAGGAGAAAACUUAUGAGUCAAGUAGGGAUAGAAAACUGGAUGAAGGAAUGGACUCAGAGAGGAAAGAAGAGGAAUUGAGGAGUGAAUUGUUGGAAUCCAAGAAAAAGAAAUCUCAUAAAUCUAAUAUGAAAUCCAAGAUGAAGAAAUUUCUUUCAAACAAGUUGAGAAAGAAGAUAAGUUCAAUGAUUGUCAAGUGAAAGUAAACAAGUUUUGCUCAAAAAAUCUAACUAGAAUAGUUCAACUUAUUCCAAGAAAGCUGUGAAUUGCAGAUAUUUAGAUAGUUUAGUUUGCUUCUUAUGAAGUGCUGAUUAAGCCUUGGUAGAAUGAUCAACAUUUGGUUAACCACUUAACUUAGAGGUUUUGUAUUAGGAGUAUAUUUUUUAAAUCUCUGAUACAUACAAGAUUAAGUUGUUUUAGGUUAAAAGUA